Molecule: messenger RNA, 1175 nt
Organism: Ochlerotatus camptorhynchus
Lineage: Eukaryota; Metazoa; Arthropoda; Insecta; Diptera; Culicidae
Gene: Sirt6
Product: sirtuin 6
Exons: 3
Coding region: 84-1175 (363 amino acids)
Biological process (GO): negative regulation of transcription by RNA polymerase II
Cellular component (GO): nucleus
Molecular function (GO): transcription corepressor activity; NAD+ binding; histone H3K9 deacetylase activity, NAD-dependent
Source: RefSeq, a predicted model, not a curated record
UUUGAACGGUUUGAAGGUCUUCCUGACAUCAAUCUAUGUACUUUUAAAGCUUGUUUUAACAUUUUUAAUGAGUGCAAAUAAUCAUGUCGUGUAAUUAUGCUGAUGGCUUAUCCGACUACAAGCACAAGGGCGUGUUGGGCGUUCCAGAGGUUUUCGAUGAUGAAUCAACGGUAGACGAAAAAUGCGAACAACUAGCGAAGUGGAUUCUUGGAUCAAAACAUGUAGUGAUUCACACCGGAGCUGGAAUAAGCACCAGUGCCGGUAUACCGGAUUUUCGUGGACCGAAGGGUGUUUGGACAUUGGAGAAGAAAGGGGCGAAGCCGACGGUAAACGUUGCUUUUGACGAAGCCAUUCCAACAACAACUCAUAUGGGAUUGAAAGCUCUGGUGGAAGCAGGAUUUAUUAAGUACAUCAUUAGCCAGAACAUUGAUGGACUGCAUUUGAGAUCCGGACUGGAGCGGAAAUACUUGGCAGAACUUCAUGGCAAUAUGUUCAUAGAGCAGUGUCUGAAGUGCAGACGCCAAUAUGUAAGAAACAAGCCGGCUCCAACGGUUGGGAAAAAGUUGACUGGUGAUGUAUGCAAGGGUACAAAGAACUCCCGGGCUUGCCGAGGCGGUAAUCUCAUUGAUAACAUUUUGGAUUGGGAACACGAUUUACCUGAGGAUGAUUUGGAGUUGUCAUUUAUGCAUUCCGCAUUGGCGGAUUUGAACAUUUGCCUUGGAACGACAUUGCAGAUAAUUCCCAGUGGAAACUUGCCUCUUAGGAAUAAGCGAUAUGGCGGAAAGCUGGUUAUUUGUAAUUUACAACCUACAAAACAUGACAAGAAGGCAGACCUUAAAAUAUCAACCUAUGUGGACGUGAUCAUCGAGAAGGUUGCCAAACGGCUGGGUGUGGAAAUUCCCAGCUACACGAAGGAAGUGGAUCCAACCAAGGCCAGCCCGUGCUCGUUGGAGUGGACCAUUCCUUCCGAGGAAGUAAAGCUUCUUGAUAAGCACUACGGGAAAACCAUUCGUGAAUUAUCCAACGAUCGAAAGAAUAAGUCUUUGAAUAACAGCCGUAAUGAGAAAUUGGAUUAUUUUAAAUGUAAACCCAAGAAGCUAAAAAAGGAGGAACCAGUCGAGAAUACAAUCGAUGUUAGAAAUAGUGUUAAGCAAGAAAAAUCGAGUGCUGAAUAA